Molecule: messenger RNA, 1542 nt
Organism: Grosmannia clavigera kw1407
Lineage: Eukaryota; Fungi; Ascomycota; Sordariomycetes; Ophiostomatales; Ophiostomataceae
Product: adenylosuccinate lyase
Exons: 5
Coding region: 1-1542 (513 amino acids)
Biological process (GO): 'de novo' AMP biosynthetic process
Cellular component (GO): cytosol
Molecular function (GO): N6-(1,2-dicarboxyethyl)AMP AMP-lyase (fumarate-forming) activity; (S)-2-(5-amino-1-(5-phospho-D-ribosyl)imidazole-4-carboxamido) succinate lyase (fumarate-forming) activity
Source: RefSeq, a predicted model, not a curated record
AUGGGAGCUUCUAAAGAACGUGCUGGGCCGUCGCCCUUUGACACCUACCAGACGUCAUUGACGUCUAGAUACUGCAGCGAGGCCAUGGCACGGCUGUACGGCCAACGCUCUCGUCACUCGUUGUGGCGCAAGCUCUGGCUGCUCCUAGCAGAGUCCGAGAGCGAGCUUGGCAUCGAUACAAUCACGCCAGAAGCUCUCCAGCAGAUGGCGGUGCAUCUUGAAGUAACUGACGAAGACUUCAAGACUGCCCAAAUCGAGGAAAAAAAGCGCCGUCACGACGUAAUGGCUCAUGUGCACGCCUUUGGAACCGUGGCGCCGGCUGCGGCCGGUAUUAUCCACUAUGGAGCAACCAGCUGCUAUGUCACGGACAACGCAGAACUCAUCCUGAUGCGUGAUGCCAUGGAUCUUCUCCUUCCGAAGUUGUCCAAGGUUAUCUCGAACCUGGCCAAGUUUGCUAUGGAGUGGAAGGAUAUGCCUACUCUGGCUUAUACUCACCUGCAGCCAGCGCAGUUAAUUACAGUUGGCAAGCGAGCAUCUCAGUGGGCCCAGGAUCUUGUAUUGGACCUUCAGAGCAUCGAACAUGUUCGAAACGGGCUGCUCCUUCGAGGUGCCCAAGGAACUACAGGGACGCAGGCAUCUUUCCUCGAAAUCUUUAACGGAGAUGGCGACAAGUGCGACCAGCUCAACGAAUUGAUUUGCAAGAAGACCGGUUUCUCUGGCUGCUAUGAUGUAUCGACCCAGACGUAUACCCGCAAAAUCGACUCACUGGUCGCUAAUGCGAUCUGUGGUCUUGGUUCCACCGCGCAAAAGAUCGCUGGAGAUAUCCGGCAUCUGGCUUCGUGGAAGGAGGCUGAAGAGCCAUUCGAGGCCAGUCAGAUUGGGUCGUCGGCGAUGGUGUGCAUUCCUUCCCACACCUUUCUGCUUCAGGACAGGCAAGCUAACAGCGAGAAGGCGUACAAGAGAAACCCGAUGCGCUCGGAGAGAGUGUCCAGUCUCGCCCGGGAGUUGCUCUCAAAGCAGGCGACGACUGCAAACACGCUGGCUGCGCAGUGGAUGGAAAGAUCAUUAGACGACAGUGCAGUGCGCCGAAUCGACAUUCCGGAGAUGUUCCUCCUGGCAGAUGCAAUCCUCGGCGGCCUCGACAACAUCACGAACGGCAUAGUCAUCUACCCUAAGCGGAUCGCAUUGCGCGUCCAGGAAGAAUUGCCCUUUAUGAUCACCGAAAGCAUCAUCGUGAAGCUCUGCGCCCUUGGCGCAUCAAGGCAGGAGGCUCACGAACAGAUCCGCGUUUUAUCGCAAGAGGCCGGGUAUGCCGUGAAGGGUGAAGGCAAGCCAAACGACUUGGUUCAGAGGAUCAAGGCCAAUGACUUUUUCAAGCCGAUAUGGGGAAGCAUCGACGACAUGUUGAGGCCGGAGCUGUAUAUUGGUCGCAGUGUCACCAUUGUGGAGCGCUACUGUGGCCCUGGGGGUGUGGUGGAGAAGACGAUCCAACCAUACAAGGCGAUCUUUGAGAAGGCUGCAACGACAGAACUUUCAGUGUAA